UAAACGUAAGCUCUCUUCACGUAAAUCACUUGGUCGAUUUUCCAAAUUGUUAUUCUGCUCCUUGUUUUUCGGAUUGUGGAGUCGGUCAUUCGCUCAACCAAAAAUGUCUUCUUCUUGCCGGAGUGCAUCACCAUUUUCAUCAACUUCUUCAAGGCCAAAUCUCCAUUAUGAACCAGCAAUCUAUUGUCGUUGUGGUUUGAAAGCUCCAUUGUGUCAUUUACGUGAUAGUGGGCAAAAAUUUUUUGGGUGUCAAAAAUAUAAGGAUGGAGGAUGUGGUUUUUUUGUUUGGAAAGAAGACAUAUUGGCUACAGUUGAAGUUUUGAAUGAUGGGAGUACUCAAUCAGUUCAUGAGUUGAAAAGUUUGAUAUUGGAAUUGAAAGAUGAAAUCAAACACCUACGAAGGGAUUUGGAAGUUCAAUCCGUGGAAAGAAAAGAUUUGAAGAAAAUUUGGGUGUUUGUUAUCCUAAUAGUUAUAGGAAUCUACUUAUUGAGUAAUUUUCAGCACAAGAGUGUAAAUUUUGAAUAUGUUCCUAUGUUGAAGUAAGGUUAAUUGUAUCGGUUUAUGGAAUAAAAUGAAAACUUGCUUCAAUGAGUAUGAUGAA
Ipomoea triloba (trilobed morning glory) is the source of this 602-nucleotide messenger RNA. RefSeq lists its product as uncharacterized. Bases 104 to 544 code for a protein of 146 amino acids. NCBI's taxonomy places the organism in Eukaryota, Viridiplantae, Streptophyta, Magnoliopsida, Solanales, Convolvulaceae. The record is from RefSeq and is a predicted model, not a curated record. The transcript has 2 exons.